GUCCGCAACCACAAGCGCAUCAAACAACUUUUGCAUUCGCUAUUUUCUUUCUUUCCCUCCUCAUUUCCAAACAUGAUCAAAGCGCGUUACAAGAAGCAGGUCGCAGACCAGCAGCGUCAAGCAGGUCCCCAGUGUUAGACAAACACAGAGAACGGCGCAGGAUGUGUUGACAUCCUCGUUGUUCCUCCAGUGUUCCUCUCGGAAAUGGAGUUCUCUUUGCAAGGCUCCGCUUCAAACGUAUCCAAACUGCUCCACGACACCAGCAUGCCACUAAAUGCCACUGGGAAUUACACUAACGACCAAUUCACUGAAGUCAACCUCGUUGAAAUCCUGGGCCCAAAACGAUCUCCCUUCUUCCUCCCUGUGAGCAGUGUUUACCUUCUCAUCUUCCUCACUGGCUUGUCUGGGAAUCUGCUCACAUGUGCAGUGAUAGCAAAGCACAAGAAGAUGCGAAACCCCACCAACCUCUACCUGGUGAGCCUGGCUGUGUCGGACCUCCUCAUGCUGUUGUUCGGGAUGCCUCUGGAGAUCUACGACCUGUGGCAGAACUACCCGUUCCCCUUUGGCGAGGGCGGCUGCUACUUCAAGACCUUCCUCUUCGAGACGGUCUGCUUCGCCUCGAUCCUCAACGUCACAGCUUUGAGCGUGGAGAGGUACAUUGCUGUGGUGCACCCGCUCAAAACACGAUACCUGUCGACUAACCGGCACGCCAAGCGGGUCAUCACCAUCGUGUGGGUGGUGUCCAUGAUCUGUGCAGUCCCCAACACCUCCCUGCAUGGCAUCUUCUCCCUGCCAGAGAGAAUGGAGGAGUCGGCCAUAUGCACUGUGCUGAAGCCACUGUGGAUCUAUAACAUGGUCAUGCAGAUCACCACUGUGUGCUUCUUUUUUGUUCCCAUGAUGGUGAUCAGUGUGCUGUACCUGGUGAUGGGGCUUCAUUUGUGCAGAGAAAGUCGGCAGCCCAGUGGGGACCUGGGAAGGAACUCCAGCAGCAACAUUCCAAGGAAGAUCAGUGUGAACGGGCGCAGGAGACAGAUCAACAAGAUGCUCUCAAUCGUGGUGGCGGUGUUCGGAGUCUGCUGGGCGCCCUUCCACAUCGAGAGGCUCCUCUGGAGUUCCAUCAGCCAGUGGACCGAUUUGAUGCACAACAUUUAUCAGUAUGUCCACAUCCUGUCGGGCGUCUUCUUUUACCUCAGCUCUGCAGUCAACCCCAUCAUCUACAGUCUGCUCUCCACACGGUUCAGGGAAUGUUUACAAGAGCUCGUUUGCUCCCGCACGGAGGACAACAGCUCUGUCAGAGACUCGCCGCCAUUACCUAAGAUCUUACUGGAACCCUCUGUUUCAAGUGCCAGAGCUCAGGCUGAGGGGAAGGACUCCAACGCUUUCAUCCAUUUGCUGUCUACUGACAUGACACUGAGCAUGGACACUACAAUCCUCACGUGUGCAUGUAAAGAGACGAACUGCAAGACCUCUGUGUUCUAACUGAGACUCACAAGCAAUAGAGAAACUAGUUGGAUAUUUUGGGAAAUUUGCAUAUUAUAUCAGUAUAACAUUUUCCAAGUUCUAAUCAUGUGUCCUUGUGUUAAUUAGUCAUUUAUCCGUUGUAACAUGCUAAAUAUAUGUAAAACAAUUUUUUUAUUUAAUGCAUAUCACUCUUGUAACUAAAUAGCUUAUUCUGUUUCACUCCAAAAAGUCACAUUACUGAAGCUGGAGACGCUCUAACUUCUGUUUCCUUUAAAAAUGACAAGUUGGGAUUUGACGGGACCAAGAAAGAUGUUUUUGGGUUUUGUAUGCAUUAAACAAAGAGAUAUAACGUGUUAAUUAGUGAGAUUUAAAGGUGCUGAAAAGUGUCUAGCUGUUUUCCGUCUUUAUGCUAAGCUAAGCUAAACGUAUGCUCGCUCCAGUGAAAUUCGUCUUCUCGUCUAUCUCUUUGCGAGUGAAUGAACGUAUUUACGUAUUACUUAUGUAAAAUUGCUCCUUUAAACUUAUAACAUGUUGUUAAAGAGCUUGUACGUGAACUUUGAUUUUUCUUUCUGUUUGUUUGUUACCGUAGAUAAUAUUGUUCAACAGUGCCUGCAUAACUCACCUGCUGUCUUAUUCGGGUAACUGCUGUAUGCCUUAGAAAUCCACAGGGAAAGUGGGACAAUCAAGUCCGUGAGCUUUUCCUGAUCCUGUUUCGUCUCUUGUUGCACGGCCAACAUUGUGUACAUGAUUUUCUUGAUUGGUCAGCUCUUAUUCACUGUGAUUGCAAAGUAAAAGUAAAAAAGGUAUUGUGCAAUGCCUGGUUAAAAAUCAAUAAAUGUUGAAGGUGU
Molecule: messenger RNA, 2309 nt
Organism: Cottoperca gobio
Lineage: Eukaryota; Metazoa; Chordata; Actinopteri; Perciformes; Bovichtidae
Gene: nmur3
Product: neuromedin U receptor 3
Exons: 3
Coding region: 205-1479 (424 amino acids)
Biological process (GO): neuropeptide signaling pathway
Cellular component (GO): plasma membrane
Molecular function (GO): neuromedin U receptor activity
Source: RefSeq, a predicted model, not a curated record